CUCAAACUGGUGUGUUUUCAAACAAACAACUUUGAGGAAUCUGGUGUUUGGCAAUUUACGCUUUCCCUCGUUUUAUACAAGAACCCACACCAAUUCCCAUUUAUGUGACUUGCUUGUUUUCCAACGCACGCCUCUUUCUCUUGAAGAAGCUCCACUCCUAUUGCAAAAAGUUAAUUAAGAAAUUUUUAUAGUACAUCUUAUUUCUCUUGUAUUCUUCGAAAACGUAUGAUUAAAUUGAAUUGAAUUGAAUUGGAAGAGGAGAAAGUUGUUCUUGGGGAGAGAAUUUAUAGCUUGAAUUGGGGGUACUUAUACUAAUUGGAAUGCUCAAACUUGUCUAGCAGAAUUCUUCGCGGCGGCAGUUCCUAACUUUGAGAAAAUGUUUUUCCUGAGUCAAAUCGAGCACUCUUUGAUGUUGCCCCCUCACCUCCUCAAUCGACCGCUAGGCGAAGCCAUUAAAGAGCAGCUCGACUCAAUCUUCCUCGACAAGGUUAUUGAUAAACUGGGCUUAUGUGUGAGUGUGUACGAUAUUCGGUCAAUUAGUGGUGGUUUCAUACUCCCUGGUGAUGGGGCUUCCACUUACACGGAGAAGUUCAGGCUGGUAUUUUUUCGUCCGUUUGUGGGAGAGAUCAUAACAGCUUGGCUUAAAGAAUCUACGAUGGAUGCUUUACGAUUGUCGCUUGGUUUUUUUUAUGAUAUAUAUGUACCUGUCCCUUUGUUGUUCUCUCCUAACCGCAGUGAACUGGACCCAGGACAUAAGAAUAGGGUUGCUUGGAUCUGGAAUUAUAAGGAUGAAGAUUACCGAGUGGAUGGAGAGGAUGAGGUUAUUUUGCCCGCAAUUCUAUUCAUUUCUUUGACAAGUGUUCAACCUUGUAUGCGCCCACAUAAUUUUCUUGCUUGGUUGCUGAUAAGAUUUCAAGUCCAUGAUGUGCGCUAUCCGCCUAUACCUUUAGAGCCGAAAGAUGUCAAGCCAUUUGCCCCCAUGGUGGUUACCGUACUUAUUAGAAUCGUUGCCAUUUCAUUCUCAUGGUUCUCUUGAUAUGGAUGGUGUAGGGCCUUCUUCUUGGUGGGUGUGAUUGAGGAGAUAGUAGUAGUACUAAUUAGGAAUAUUGUCAUUGCUAGUUAUGCCAUUCUUAACAAAUUCAAGUAUUACAGUGCAGUAUGACAUUUAUUUUUUGGCAGUUUGGUGAAAGUGUUAGAUAACUCAUAACAGGUAGUGAAGUAUGACUAUUGACUUGUGUAGCUCCAUAUUUCCAUUUGAUAUUCUAAUAUUAGAGCAUGCUA
This is a messenger RNA of Salvia hispanica, 1281 nucleotides long. The record is from RefSeq and is a predicted model, not a curated record. NCBI's taxonomy places the organism in Eukaryota, Viridiplantae, Streptophyta, Magnoliopsida, Lamiales, Lamiaceae.